Molecule: messenger RNA, 2457 nt
Organism: Dioscorea cayenensis subsp. rotundata (Guinea yam)
Lineage: Eukaryota; Viridiplantae; Streptophyta; Magnoliopsida; Dioscoreales; Dioscoreaceae
Product: serine/arginine repetitive matrix protein 1-like
Molecular function (GO): protein binding
Source: RefSeq, a predicted model, not a curated record
AGUCCCUUGCGUGCCAAUUCUCAAGCCCAUAUAAACCAGAGACCCAACACAUAAGAGAUUCAAAGCUAAGAUAAAUGAAGCAAUAUAAAGAAAAAGGAAGCGAUUGAUAAUAAUAAUAAUAAUAAUAAUAAUAAUAAUAAAGACACGAAAACAAACCCUAGAGAUGGAGAAGAGAUAGAGAGACAAACGAGACCUCGAUGGCGAUGGCGAGGAGAUGAGCGGCGGCGUCGAUGGCGAGAUCGGGGGAUCCGGAUGAAGGGGAGGGAGAGAUCUGGGGAACCUGGGAGGAGCUUCUUCUCGCCUCGGCUGUUAGCCGCCACGGCACCCGUCGUUGGGACUCCGUCGCCAUGGAGGUGCAGUCUCGAAUCCCUACCUCCUCUGCUCAUCUUCUCACCCCUCUCCGCUGCAGCCAGCGUUUCCAUCUCCUCCAGAACCGGUUCUCCACCACCGCCGUCGCCAUCGCCGAUGGUGAGCCGGAGAUGAGCCGUUGCCUGAUAUCCCCCUGGCUCGAUGAGCUACGAAAACUCAGGGUCGCUGAACUCCGCCGGGAGGUUGAGCGAUCGGACCUUUCGAUCAGGAAUUUGCAAAUAAAGGUGGAAAGGCUGAAAGGCGAACGCGAGAGGAUUGCCGGAGAAGCGGAUCUGAAAUCGGGGGAGGGGAGGAAGGGAUCGGCUGGAUCUACACCGGAGACGCUUGCGGGGGACCGGAUCUCCGGCCGAUCAUGCAAGGAAUCUAACUCGACGGAUCCCAAGGAGGACGGGAGGAAACCCGGUGAAGACGCCAAGAACGCCAAGGAUACUGCCGGAGAUGGUAAGAGGAAAACGGAUCCGGUUGCCGGAGAGCGAUCCGAUGAUCGGAGCUCCGCCGCGGGUGAUCCCGACCCGGCCGAUCCGCGCGAGUCAGCGGCUGAGUCGAAGGGCGGUGAAACGGAGGAGAGGGAGAGGGAUGGGGAUGGGGAGAAGGAGAGCAGCGAGGUGCAGAGCUCGGCCAGCUUGACAAGGCGGCGGCGUAUGAGAAGGCGGAGGAAGGGGCCGUCGGUGAGCAGCGGCGCCGCUGACGAGCCGGAGACCGACGUGGUUACCCCUCAUGCUGCCAGCGUGCCCUUCACGGCAUCACAGCCGUUGGUUUCGUUCCUGGAGAUCAUCCGAUCAAGCAACCCGGGCUCCGUCUUUGCGCGGCGAAUGGAUAGCCAGAAAACCGCGAAAUACAAGAGCUUGAUCAGGCGCCACGUGGAUUUGGAGAUGGUUACGAGGAGGAUCGAGCGGUCUGGAAGUGCGUACACGAGCUCGGAGUUCUUCCGCGACCUCCUGCUUCUCUGCAACAACGCCAUUGUUUUCUUUGCAAAAAGCUCCGACGAGGCAAUCGCAGCCGUUCAUCUCCGCGACCUGAUCUCAAAGGAGAUGACGGCUGCUGUUCAACCCCCGCCUGCGGCGACGGCGCCACCUCCCCAGCCGGCGAAGCUUAAAGAGGAUCCGGAUCUUCCUCGCUCUUUGCUAGAGAAAUCCACAUCCGCUGCCCCGUUGAUCACAUGCCGUAAACGGAGCUCCAUCUCAGCUAAGAAAGCGGAUCCGGAACGGAAGGAGGAGAAACCAGAGCCGGAUCGAAAGGAGCGAGAUGUUGAGGAUCCGAUCCACAAGAAGAAGACCAAGGAACGAUCUUCGUUUCCUCCCUCUAGUGGCUUCAGGACCAACAAGAUGCGAGCUCUUCCCAAAAACUCUAAUCCCGAUCCCGCCUCAAAUCUCAAUGCCCAGGUGGCGGAGACGGCGGAGGCCGAUUCCACUCCCAAAGUAGAGAAGAAGAACACGCCGAAUGAUGGCUCGUCCGCGUCCCUGAGCAAGAAGCGGAGCGCCACUAGCUUCUUGAACCGUAUGAAGAGAAGUUCCCCAUCGAAUGGUACACUUCUAGAAUCUCUGAAGAGCUCCGGCGCCGCCUCCAGCAGCGGUGGAAAAGCAACAGAUCAGAAGAAGUCCGGAAAAGGGGAAUCUCGCAAGGAGCGAAGCUCCAAGUCGGGCGCUACCACAAAGCAGACGCCGGAACCGAGUGCUCCGACGAAGAGGAGUGUUGGAAGGCCACCGAAACGCGGGGCUGCGCCACCGUCGAAGCGGGCUAGGGAGGAGGCAGAGGGAUCAAAGCCGACGCCGCCGGCGAGGAAGAGAGGGAGGCGAUGAUGAUACGAUGAGUGUGAGUGGCAUUCUCUGUAAAUCGUGUACCUUUGCUAGGGCUUAGUUGUAACCAAAAAAAAAAAAAACCUUGUAAUUUUUAUUUUUAUUUGUUUUUUAUUUUGGCUUAACGGGUUGACGGGUUAACGGGUUUCUUAAAACAGAAGUCAGGAGUCAAGUCAGUGGUGUUUGGUAGGUUUGUCGCACACUAGGAACCAAAAUAGUUAGCUUAUUUCAAAGGAUGGAGCUUCUGCGCACUUUAAAAUUUUCAUUAUUAUUAUUAUUAUUAUUAUGAUUA